CAACUUCAGUAUGUCGGACGCUACUGUCAAAUGUACAACAAUUAUAAUCGUGUAGUGUCGUUGAUCCUCGUGGUUUCUAAUAUAAAAUCAAAGUGAUUGUUUGUUUUUUAUAAUUUGUUAGUUUUUUUGUAAUAUUUUUUGAAUAAAAUUCUAGUCAAAUGUUAAUAAUGAGGCGUAAUGUUAAAGUAUUGUUAUUAUUUUCGAUGGCAUGGAUGUUUGUGAUUGUUUACUAUCUUCAGACGGGUCGAGAGGGAAAGACUGAAAAUCGAGCAUUAAGACUCAAAGAUGAUUUAGCUGUAGCACAAUCACAUUUUAAUAAUGUGAUUGAUGAUUUAAGUGGUGGUGGUGGAGCUAGUAGUGGUUUAGCCAUGCAUGCACAAAUGCAACAUCAUCGUGCACCAGCUGCUAUUGUAUCAGCACCACAAACAUCACAGCAUAUUGGUGAAGUUAUGUUAGAUAAUCGUUUAUCAUGGAACUAUUUUGAUGAAGUGGGAUAUAUAAGUCGUGGUCGACUGCAACCGGGUGAAGAUCCAUAUUUUCGCAAUAAGUUUAAUCAAGAAGCUAGUGACAGUUUACCAAGUAAUCGUGCUAUACCUGAUACGAGAAAUGCAAUGUGCCGUAAACGGGAUUGGCGUUCUGAUCUUCCAUCAACAAGUGUAAUAAUCACGUAUCAUAAUGAAGCACGAUCAACAUUACUACGAACGGUUGUCAGUGUAUUGAAUCGGAGUCCAGAACAUCUGAUAAAAGAAAUUAUUCUUGUAGAUGACUUCAGUGACCAUCCUGAAGAUGGCGAAGAAUUAGCACGUAUCCAUAAAGUUAAAGUAUUACGUAACGAUAAACGUGAAGGUUUAAUGCGAUCACGUGUACGUGGUGCGGAUGCUGCAACAGCAUCUAUUCUGACAUUUUUAGAUUCACAUUGUGAAUGUAAUAUUAAUUGGUUAGAACCAUUAUUGGAACGUGUUGCUGAAGAUCCAACUCGGGUAGUGUGUCCAGUUAUCGAUGUGAUAAGUAUGGAUACAUUUCAAUAUAUUGGUGCAUCUGCAGAUCUUCGUGGUGGUUUUGAUUGGAAUCUGGUAUUUAAAUGGGAAUAUUUAAGUAGCGCCGAACGACAGAAUCGCUUAAAAGAUCCAACAGCAGCAAUACGUACACCAAUGAUAGCGGGUGGUUUAUUUGUUAUUGAUAAGAAAUAUUUUGAAAAAUUAGGAAAAUAUGAUAUGCGUAUGGAUGUUUGGGGUGGUGAAAAUUUAGAAAUAUCAUUUCGUGUAUGGCAAUGUGGUGGUAGUUUGGAAAUUAUACCAUGCAGUCGAGUUGGACAUGUAUUUCGGAAACGACAUCCAUACACAUUCCCAGGAGGCAGUGGAAAUGUAUUUGCACGAAACACUCGUCGGGCUGCUGAAGUUUGGAUGGAUGACUAUAAACAAUUUUAUUAUUCUGCUGUUCCUUUGGCGAAAAAUGUUCCAUUUGGAAAUAUCCAAGAUCGUUUGGACUUAAAAGAACGUCUUCAAUGUAAGCCAUUUAAAUGGUAUUUAGAAAAUGUAUACCCAGAAUUAGCAAUACCACAAACAACAUCUGUAAAUUAUGGUGCAUUACGACAAGGAAUCUAUUGUUUAGAUACAAUGGGACAUUUAAUUGAUGGCAGUGUGUCAUUAUACCAAUGUCAUGAUACUGGUGGUAAUCAAGAAUGGGCUUUAACAAAAAAUGGUUUAAUCAAACACCAUGAUUUAUGUUUAACAUUAGAUAAAUAUGUGAAAGGCAUUGUAUUGAUGAAAAUAUGUGAUGAUUCUGACACACAAAAAUGGCGUUUAUUAGAAACUGGUGGUUUAAUACGUCACAUGAAAUAUCCAUUAUGUUUAGAUUCAAGAUAUGCUGAUAUAAAAGGUGUUACAGCACAACGUUGUAACACAAACUCUGAAACACAACGUUGGCGUUUAACAAAUCGUUUAUCAUGAGUUUACGAGAAUUUAAAUGAUGUCGACAUACAGCAGCAUGCUAUGGAAUAUAAUUUUACAACGGAAUUCAAUACACAAAGUGUAAAUGAAGAACUUAAUGAUAAUAGUUUGGACGGUAAUGAAAAUAGUGUUGCCACAUCUAUUGUAAAUUCUGUCAAAAAUGAGAAUGAAGAUUCUGAAAAUGAACU
Molecule: messenger RNA, 2137 nt
Organism: Chrysoperla carnea
Lineage: Eukaryota; Metazoa; Arthropoda; Insecta; Neuroptera; Chrysopidae
Gene: Pgant2
Product: polypeptide N-acetylgalactosaminyltransferase 2
Exons: 8
Coding region: 159-1949 (596 amino acids)
Cellular component (GO): Golgi apparatus
Source: RefSeq, a predicted model, not a curated record